AACUGUUUUCUUUUCUUUGACAACAAGCACAAAAUCCUUCUAAAACCCUCUCUGCCUUCCUCGCUCCACCGCCACCAUCCCCAUCACCGGCGUCUGCCCAUCACGAUACCGCCGCCACGGCCAUGUCUCUGAGCAGAAUAACUACCCGGUUCUCAAGAAUCUUAUUGACUCAAUCCCGAAAGUCCAAGCUCCUCUCCGGCCUCCAUGGAAGCAAACAUUUCCAAACUUCAUCCAAUUACUUAAUUUCAUCACCCAGAGUUAAUGACAUGGUGGUACCUGCUCAGAUUUCUUCACUACAUCAUUCUGCCCUUAGUUCAACAGGCUUUCAAUGGUUUGGAUUCUCAUCAUCUGCAUCGCCAAAGCCCAAUGAGAAGGAGACGACGGCUCAUUCUGGAAAUGGAAAGGAAAAUAAGGAGGCUAAUGAAGCUUCUAGUGCAACAGAAGAAUCUGUUUCUGAUGAGAAAAGUGAAUCAGAUUUGGAGAGCGAGCUUUCUAGAGAUGAGCUGGUGAAACUUGUGGUGGAAAAGGAACAACUUUUGGUGAAAAAGCAGGAAGAAUUUGAUCAAAUGAAGGAUAAGGUGUUAAGGUCCUUCGCGGAGAUGGAAAAUGUGAAAGCGCGUACAAAGCGUGAAUCAGAAAAUGCAAAGAAGUUUGCUAUUCAGAAUUUUGCUAAAAGCCUUUUGGAUGUGGCGGAUAAUCUAGCAAGAGCUUCUUCUGCUGCAAAAGAGAGUUUUUCGAAAAUUGAUACCUCUCAAGAUGCAGCUGGAGCUGUUAAUCAACUUAAAACACUGCUUGAAGGUGUUGAAAUGACUGAAAAGCAGUUAGCAGAGGUAUUUAAAAAAUUUGGACUCGAGAAAUAUGACCCAACAGAUGAGGAGUUUGAUCCAAACAGGCAUAAUGCAGUGUUCCAAGUACCAGAUGCUUCAAAGCCGGCGGGUCGUGUUGCAGUUGUUCUAAAGGCUGGGUACGAGCUGCACGACCGAGUUAUAAGGCCUGCCGAAGUUGGUGUCACAGUCGCGGUGGACAACGAGGAAGCUUAAUAAGGAUCUGAUGCUUGAGAAACUCUCCAAAACAUUCAGGUGGAAAAAGAAAUCUACUCUUAUACUAAUUUGGAUGCAUUCUUCCAACUACUUAGAUAGAAAUAUUUGCUAAUUUCCCCUUAAUCUUUACACUGUGUUCUUCUUUGCCGGUAUUUUCAGUGCUACUGAAAUUUUGGUUGUGAAGAGAUAGGCGUAGAAGGAACUGAUUUUGGUUUGUUCUACUGCCUGUAAAAAUAAACGCCCUCGUUUGAGUUCGUCUCAAUUCAGUGUUAAUUCUGCAAGUUUUAUAAGUUGAGGGACAGUGUAGGUAGAGAUGGUUUUGAUGUAAGAUUUUGUGCAUCUUUCGAGAUCAUUUAAUUUCUUUAAUUUCAUAAUAUUCAUAAAAUAAUAUGAAUCC
This is a messenger RNA of Salvia splendens (bonfire salvia), 1437 nucleotides long. RefSeq names its product grpE protein homolog 2, mitochondrial. Gene Ontology annotation, cellular component: PAM complex, Tim23 associated import motor. Bases 123 to 1040 code for a protein of 305 amino acids. The transcript has 6 exons. The record is from RefSeq and is a predicted model, not a curated record. Gene Ontology annotation, molecular function: protein-folding chaperone binding; protein homodimerization activity; adenyl-nucleotide exchange factor activity. Gene Ontology annotation, biological process: protein folding; protein import into mitochondrial matrix. NCBI's taxonomy places the organism in Eukaryota, Viridiplantae, Streptophyta, Magnoliopsida, Lamiales, Lamiaceae.